AAUUUUUUUCUGGGUGCCAAAAAUCUCUCUUAACAGUUGAUGUUCAGGUAUCCAGAAAAUUAAUCAUAAUUACCAAAAGGAGCAGAGCAUGACUGGUCGAAUCUUUUCGGGCUAAGAAUGAAAAAAGAAGAAGAAAGCAGCAUAUGUGGGACAGGAGAACCAACACUCCCAUCUAUCUCUUUGGAUUCCCAUUACAAAUUGUCUACCACAAUGACCCACCAACGCGUCUUGCAUAAUCUACCCACGAAAAAGUUUUGAUGUGGGAAUCUUUUUUCUUUCUUUUUUUCUUUUCUUUUUUGGUGGGCUGUUAAGCAACUGUUAUUCAUCAGAUCCAUUACGGCAACUCACCCAUCUCCUCUUUUGAGUUCUUCAGUUGUCUUUCAAACUCAUCUUUUUCCUGUCAUCCCCUGAAGCAAUGGAUUGUGUGAGCCCAAUCCUGGACGUCGCCACCUGCUUGUGGGAUUGCACCGCCAAGAGAGCAGUUUAUAUUCGUAAGCUUGAAGAAAAUCUCAAGUCUUUGGAGAGCUCAACGGAGGAACUGCGCAACUUAAGUGAGGAUGUGAUGGGAAGAGUCGAGCGUGAGGAGCAACUACAGAGUAGGCGUACGCAUGAAGUGGAUGGUUGGCUCCGCGCUGUACAGGCCAUGGAAGCUGAAGUGGAAGAAAUAUUGCAAAAUGGGGAUCAAGAAAUCCAACAGAAAUGUCUCGGAACCUGUCCUAAGAAUUGCAGGUCAAGCUACAAGCUGGGGAAGAUUGUGAGAAGAAAGAUCGAUGCUGUGACUGAAUUAAAGGGCAAAGGGCAUUUUGAUUUUGUGGCUCAUAGUUUGCCUUGUGCUCCGGUGGAUGAGAGACCGAUGGGGAAAACUAUGGGCUUAGACUUGAUGUUCGAGAAGGUUCGGAGAUGCCUGGAAGAUGAGCAAGUAAGAAGUAUUGGGUUGUAUGGAAUUGGGGGUGUUGGAAAAACGACCCUCUUGCAGAAAAUCAAUAAUGAGUAUUUUGGUAAAAGAAACGAUUUUGAUGUUGUGAUGUGGAUAGUGGUGUCGAAACCAAUCAACAUAGGAAAUAUUCAAGACGUGAUCCUAAAUAAAUUAACGGCCCCAGAUGACAAAUGGAAGAAUCGAAGCAAGGAAGAGAAGGCUGCAGAAAUAUGCAAGUUGUUGAAAUCCAAAAACUUUGUGAUAUUGCUUGAUGAUAUGUGGGACCGACUCAAUCUCUUGGAGGUGGGGAUCCCUGAUUUGAGUGAUCAAACUAAGUCCAAAGUAGUACUCACUACCCGAUCUGAACGAGUAUGCGAUGAAAUGGAGGUUCAUAAGAGGAUGAAGGUAGAGUGUUUGACACGGGAUGAAGCGUUUUCUCUGUUUCGCGACAAGGUUGGUGAGAAUAUCUUGAAUUCACAUCCAGAUAUAAAAAGGCUUGCUAAGAUUGUUGUUGAGGAAUGCAAAGGAUUGCCGCUUGCCCUCAUCGUCAUCGGGCGAGCAAUGGCUAGCAGGAAAACUCCUCAAGAAUGGGAGCAAGCAAUACAAGUGUUGAAGAGUUACCCAGCAAAGUUUUCAGGUAUGGGAGAUCAAGUAUUUCCGAUUUUGAAAUUCAGUUACGAUCACUUGGACAAUGACACCACCAAAUCAUGUUUCCUAUAUUGUUCGCUAUUCCCUGAAGACCAUAAAAUUUGGAUUGAAGACCUCAUAGAUCUUUGGAUCGGGGAGGGGUUUAUGGACAAAUUUGUUGAUAUAUAUGAAGCACGCAACCAAGGAGAGGAGAUUAUUAGAAGCUUAAAACUUGCAUGUCUCUUGGAAGGUGGUGUAUCGGAACACACUUGUAAGAUGCAUGAUGUGAUCCGUGACAUGGCUCUAUGGUUAUCAUGUGAUUAUGGGGAAGAGAAACACAAAAGUUUUGUACUAGAUCAUGGUCAAUUGAUUGAAGCAUAUGAAACUGUGAAAUGGAAAGAAGCUCAACGGAUUUCACUAUGGUAUUCUAAUAUCAAUGAAGGACUCUCUCUAUCACCCUGUUUCCUCAAUCUCCGAACUUUGAUUUUGAGAAAUAGUAACAUGAAGUCACUUCCAAUUGGAUUCUUCCAAUUCAUGCCUGUCAUAAGAGUUUUGGAUUUGUCGUACAAUGCAAAUUUAGUGGAGUUACCUCUGGAGAUUUGUAGAUUAGAGAGUUUGGAAUUUCUUAAUCUAGCAAGGACGGGUAUAAAAAAGAUGCCUAUAGAGCUGAAGAAUUUGACAAAACUGAGGUGUUUGAUAUUAGACAAUAUAUGGAAGCUUGAAGUAAUUCCACCAAACGUGAUAUCUUGCCUUUCAAAUUUGCAGAUGUUUAGGAUGCAAUUAUUAAACAUUGAAAAGGAUAUUAAGGAAUAUGAGGAAGUUGGAGAGUUGCAGGAGUUGGAGUGCUUGCAAUACCUGAGUUGGAUAAGUAUCACGUUACGUACAAUCCCAGCUGUUCAAAAAUAUCUCACCUCCUUGAUGCUGCAGAAGUGCGUACGACAUUUAGCGAUGGGCAACUGCCCAGGUUUGCAGGUGGUGGAGUUGCCACUUUCAACUUUGCAAAGACUCACUGUGCUUGAAUUUCAAGGCUGUUAUGAUUUGGAACGUGUUAAAAUAAAUAUGGGACUGUCUCGAGGUCAUAUCUCAAACUCAAACUUCCACAACCUUGUUAAGGUGUUUAUUAACGGGUGUCAAUUCUUGGACUUGACCUGGCUUAUUUAUGCUCCAAGCCUUGAGUUGCUGUGCGUUGAAGACAAUCCUGCAAUGGAAGAAAUUAUAGGGAGUGAUGAGUGUGGAGACUCAGAAAUUGACCAACAAAAUCUCAGCAUAUUCUCAAGACUUGUGGUGUUAUGGUUACGUGGUCUCCCAAAUCUAAAGAGUAUCUACAAGCAGGCCUUGCCAUUUCCUUCCCUCAAAGAGAUCCAUGUGGCUGGUUGUCCAAAUCUAAGGAAAUUGCCAUUGAAUUCCAAUAGUGCCACCAACACUUUAAAAGAAAUUGAGGCGCAUCGAAGCUGGUGGGAGGAGUUGGAGAGGGAGGAUGACAACCUCAAGCGCACUUUCACUUCGUAUCUUAAAAUAUGAACGUGGUGAUUCAAAGGAGGAGAUGGUUCUAGAGUUGUAUGUCAUGGAGGUUUGCAGGAAUUGUUGGGUUUCCUUCACUUCCUUUAAUUUCCUCCCUGUUUUGUGAGAAAUCCAUUGGUCUUCCUCUGCCAGGACAAGUUGGUGGUGGGUGAUUGGAUGCUGGGAAUGCAUAGCAAGAAUAGCAUAAAUAAUUGUUGAAAAGAAAGAACCUUUCGUAUGGUGAUCAAUUUCCUAUGUUUCUAUUGCCUCAUGUGUUUUAUCUAUAAAAUUUGACCAUUCUUAGCUUAA
Molecule: messenger RNA, 3352 nt
Organism: Vitis vinifera (wine grape)
Lineage: Eukaryota; Viridiplantae; Streptophyta; Magnoliopsida; Vitales; Vitaceae
Product: probable disease resistance protein At5g63020
Exons: 2
Coding region: 416-3064 (882 amino acids)
Molecular function (GO): ADP binding; protein binding
Source: RefSeq, a predicted model, not a curated record